AUGGCGUUGUGUAUAUACCUUGUUCCGUGGGAGCCACUGGGCCAUCCACUGGGGACCCUCGGUGUCGCCGCCGUCUUGCCUUUGAUUGUAGUCUUGACCUGGUGGAUACUGCAGCUUCCGCCACUGCGAGAUGGACCCAGGCAGGAAGUUGGUCCUCGCCUGUGUACGUGGCAUUUCUGUCGCAGCCCCAACAGCGGAGCCGUGUCCCUCACAGGAAAGAUGAUUCCGGUGGCCGAGUUCAAGCAGUUCACGGAGCAGCAGCCCGCGUUCAAGGUGCUCAAACCCUGGUGGGACGUGCUGGCGGAGUACCUCACCGUGGCUAUGCUCAUGAUCGGGGUCUUCGGCUGCACCCUGCAGGUGACACAGGACAAGAUCAUCUGUCUGCCCAGUCACGAACUCCGGGAGAAUUUCUCAGAGGCCCCCUGCCAGCAACUGCUGCCUCGGGGCGUCUCCGAGCAGAUGGGGGGCCUCCGGGAGGUAAGCGGCCUCAAGAACAAUCUGGACCUCCAGCAGUACAGCUUCAUUAACCAGCUCUGCUACGAGACAGCCCUCCACUGGUACGCCAAGUACUUCCCCUACCUGGUCGUCAUUCACACGCUCAUCUUCAUGGUCUGCACCAGCUUCUGGUUCAAGUUCCCCGGCACCAGCUCCAAGAUCGAGCACUUCAUCUCCAUUCUGGGCAAGUGUUUCGACUCUCCGUGGACCACACGGGCCCUGUCCGAGGUCUCUGGGGAGAACCAGAAGGGCCCCACCACCGGACGGGCGACAGCAACAGUGGAGGCCUCGGCGGGGCCAGGAAAAGCCAAUGAGGGUGAGAAGGAAAAGGUGCUGGUGGAGCCCGAGAAGGUGGUGACUGAGCCACCAGCCGUCACCCUACUGGACAAGAAGGAGGGUGAGCAGGCCAAAGCCCUGUUUGAGAAGGUCAAGAAGUUCCGCGUGCACGUGGAAGAGGGGGACAUCUUGUACACCAUGUACAUCCGGCAGACGGUGCUCAAAGUCUGCAAGUUCUUUGCCAUCCUGGUCUACAACCUGGUCUACGUGGAGAAGAUCAGCUUCCUGGUGGCCUGCAGGGUGGAGACCUCGGAGGUCACGGGCUACGCCAGCUUCUGCUGCAACCACACGAAGGCCCACCUCUUCUCCAAGCUGGCUUUCUGCUACAUCUCCUUUGUGUGCGUCUACGGGAUCACCUGUCUCUACACCCUCUACUGGCUCUUCCACCGGCCCCUCAAGGAGUACUCCUUCCGUUCUGUGCGGGAGGAGACGGGCAUGGGUGACAUCCCCGACGUCAAGAACGACUUUGCUUUCAUGCUGCACCUCAUCGACCAGUAUGACUCCCUCUACUCCAAGCGCUUUGCCGUCUUCCUCUCCGAGGUCAGCGAGAGCCGCCUGAAGCAGCUCAACCUGAACCACGAGUGGACGCCCGAGAAGCUGCGGCAGAAGCUGCAGCGCAACGCCCGCGGCCGGCUCGAGCUGGCCCUCUGCAUGCUCCCGGGGCUGCCCGACACCGUCUUCGAGCUCAGCGAGGUGGAGGCGCUCCGGCUGGAGGCCAUCUGCGACAUCACCUUCCCCCCGGGCCUCUCGCAGCUGGUGCACCUGCAAGAGCUCAGCCUGCUUCACUCGCCCGCCCGGCUGCCCUUCUCCUUGCAGAUCUUCCUGCGGGACCGCCUGAAGGUCAUCCGGGUCAAGUGUGAGGAGCUCCGCGAGGUGCCCCUGUGGGUGUUCGGGCUGCGUGGCCUGGAGGAGCUGCACCUCGAGGGGCUCUUCCCCCCGGAGCUGGCUCGGGCGGCGACCCUCGAGAGCCUCCGGGAGCUGAAGCAGCUCAAGGUGCUGUCUCUUCGGAGCAAUGCCAGCAAGGUGCCAGCCAGCGUGACCGACGUGGCCGGGCAUCUGCAGCGGCUUAGUCUGCACAACGACGGGGCCCGCCUGCUGGCCCUGAACAGCCUCAAGAAGCUGGCGGCGCUGCGGGAGCUGGAGCUGGUGGCCUGCGGGCUGGAGCGCAUCCCCCAUGCCAUCUUCAGCCUGGGGGCGCUGCAGGAACUUGACCUCAAGGACAACCGCUUGCGGUCCAUUGAAGAGAUCCUCAGCUUCCAGCACUGUCGCAAGCUGGUCACGCUCAGGCUAUGGCACAACCAGAUCGCCUACGUCCCCGAGCACGUGCGCAAGCUCCGGGGCCUCGAGCAGCUCUACCUCAGCCACAACAAGCUGGAGACCCUGCCCACCCAGCUCGGCCUUUGCUCCGGCCUCCGCCUGCUGGACAUCUCCCACAACGGGCUGCGCUCCCUGCCGCCCGAGCUGGGCCUCCUCCAGAGCCUGCAGCACCUGGCUGUGUCCUACAACGCCCUGGAGGCCCUGCCGGAGGAGCUCUUCUUCUGCCGCAAGCUGCGGACGUUGCUCCUGGGCUACAACCACCUGAGCCAGCUCUCGCCCCAAGUGGGGGCCCUCAGGGCCCUCAGCCGCCUGGAGCUCAAGGGCAACCGCUUGGAGGCUCUGCCAGAAGAACUUGGCAACUGUGUGGGGCUCAAGAGAGUGGGGCUCCUGGUGGAGGACACCCUUUACGAGGGCCUGCCAGCGGAGGUGCGGGAAAAAAUGGAGGAGGAAUGA
Messenger RNA from Puma concolor (puma), 2601 nucleotides. It is a transcript of the gene LRRC8E, whose product is annotated as leucine rich repeat containing 8 VRAC subunit E. The record is from RefSeq and is a predicted model, not a curated record. NCBI's taxonomy places the organism in Eukaryota, Metazoa, Chordata, Mammalia, Carnivora, Felidae. Gene Ontology annotation, molecular function: protein binding.